AUGGUGGAAGAAUAUUUUGAUGUCCAUAAACCGAAGCCAAUGGUGACUCCCAAACCUGCCCAUGUACGUUGGUCUCCACCGAUGGAAAACCUGUAUAAAGCCAACUUUGAUGCUGCUUUAUUCGAACACCUGGGGUUCGCUGGGCUGGGUAUGGUAGUUAGGGACUGCAGAAGGAAUGUGUUGGCUGCUUUCAGCCAAAAGGUGGCGCUGCCUCAGUCCGUGGAGAUGGCAGUGGCUCUUGUAGCCAAACGAGCUGUACAACUAGCUACAGAGAUGAGUUUCCUAAGGGUGAUGGUGGAGGGUGAUUGCAAAAGGGUUGUUCAAGCUUUACAGGCUCGGGUAGAAGUCUCACAUUGUAUGGGCAUGUGA
Molecule: messenger RNA, 369 nt
Organism: Quercus robur (English oak)
Lineage: Eukaryota; Viridiplantae; Streptophyta; Magnoliopsida; Fagales; Fagaceae
Exons: 1
Coding region: 1-369 (122 amino acids)
Molecular function (GO): nucleic acid binding; RNA-DNA hybrid ribonuclease activity
Source: RefSeq, a predicted model, not a curated record